AUGGUGCACACUUUAAGCCCAUGCACUGAUGGUGCUGCCUCCCCGUGUGGGGUGGCUGUGCCACAGCCCAUUGCUGACAGCUGCAACGAGCCCUGUGUCCGGCAGUGUCCUGACUCCAGGGUGGUGAUCUUCCCUCCGCCGGUGGUUGUGACCUUCCCAGGACCGAUCCUCAGCACCUUCCCACAGCAGAGUGUCGUGGGAUCUGAAGGAGCCCCUGAAGUUGGUGGAUACCGGGGCUAUGGAGGCCUCUACGGCUACCGGGGCCUCUAUGGUUUUGGGGACCGGUACGGCUAUGGUGGUCUGUACGGUUACCGGGGCGUGUAUGGCUCUGGGGACUGCUACGGCUAUGGGAGUCUGUAUGGCGGCUAUAGGGGCCUCUAUGGCUCUGGGGACUGCUAUGGCUACCCAGGCUUUUACUCCGGCCGCUACAGCUACCCCUUCAGUUCACGAUAUGGCCAAAGGUUUGGCUACGGAAGCUGCUACACUUGCUAA
Leptosomus discolor (cuckoo roller) is the source of this 492-nucleotide messenger RNA. RefSeq lists its product as uncharacterized. The record is from RefSeq and is a predicted model, not a curated record. Lineage: Eukaryota; Metazoa; Chordata; Aves; Leptosomiformes; Leptosomidae.